Molecule: messenger RNA, 5130 nt
Organism: Motacilla alba alba
Lineage: Eukaryota; Metazoa; Chordata; Aves; Passeriformes; Motacillidae
Gene: HTR1F
Product: 5-hydroxytryptamine receptor 1F
Exons: 3
Coding region: 1193-2296 (367 amino acids)
Biological process (GO): adenylate cyclase-activating adrenergic receptor signaling pathway
Cellular component (GO): plasma membrane
Molecular function (GO): G protein-coupled serotonin receptor activity
Source: RefSeq, a predicted model, not a curated record
CUAUCUGCUUUUCACUGUAAUUUAUGGAAUCACAUUACACACCACUCAUCUAGUAGCUAGGAAGCACCCAUAACUUCUGCUCUGAUGAAAGACCACUGCCACACACAGUAUCUGUGAGACAUUUAUGUUGUACCCACUCACAUCCAGAUGUCAGCCAGUCCCUCAUGCCUAAGUGAUUUCUUUCAGUGGCAGAUGAAACUGCCUUCCCUACUUCUCCAGAUGCAUGAAUUUUUCAGCUUAUUGCUUUUUUUGGAGGAAAGGGGAUUAAAGUGAAGAUGAUGAUAAAUCUCUCUAACUCCAUCCAUAUCAACAUCUUCAGACAGAAAGAUGAAGAGCUUUAAGUAUGUUUGCAUAAAGAUUCUUUCAGCAUUGUACUGAUCUGCAAGAAAGGAUAUAUGUACUAGUGUCAGUGCUGCAGAACUUUAUAAAUACACUCCAAGAUGAAAUUGUCAGCUAGUAGCAAAUAAUGCUAACAUUUGCUGACACAGUCAACAGAGGACUGUUUAAAACAGACAGAUUGUUAUUUACAGCUGUGCCAGAUGGGACAGUUUGAAAUAUGUUUAACUGCUCUUUAGUUAACAUUUAAAAUAUAUUCCUCAACAUCCUCAAAUAAUUUUAAAUUGCCAAGAUUUUUAUUUGAUGAAAAUUUACCUACAAAUAUUUUUACAUUCCUGCUGUCAACUAAAAUUACAUGUGCCUGUAAAUAACAGACAGUCUACAGAAAACUCUUACAGGAGCUCACAGAGUAGAAGCAUUAAAUAUUAAAAAAUUAAUACAUCAAUUUCAUACAAACUGAGUGAACUAUGUAGGAAAUGUACGUGUUAAUUUACAGUAAUACAUUAUUUUAACAUGACAUUUGUCCUGCACAAUGCAUUGGUGGGAAGUUAGUGCCAUCUGUGUGUCUAGCUCUCAGACAAAUGAUUAAUAACUAAACCAUUAAGGAAGGACCAUUGAGGUGGUGCUGUUUUGAUUCAGUGUUAUUUUCAUUUCUUUUUUAGACCCUACAUCUUUCUGCUAUUUUCUUCCACCCUUUUGCAGUAUCCUCCGAGAAAGGUUUUUGGCAGUAUCCAGUGUUGCUAAGGCUGAUAGAAUUCCUACUACUAGUCCUAUUCCCAGAGACAGCUUUUCCAAGGUGAUUCCUGACACAGGAGAUGGUAACUGCUACGGGUAAAGAUCAUCUUUAAAAGGGAACAUGGAUUUAAUAAACUCAACUGAACAAAACAGUACAUCAGAAGAACCUUUCAAAUGGGCGACAUCCAAGAUUCUCAUUUCCAUUACCCUGUCUGUGCUCGCUCUAAUGACAACGGCCAUCAAUUCUCUCGUGAUGACUGCAAUAAUUGUGACAAGAAAGCUCCACCACCCCGCCAACUAUCUAAUCUGCUCUCUUGCAGUGACUGACUUCCUUGUGGCAGUCCUGGUGAUGCCCUUCAGCAUCGUCUACAUCGUAAAGGAGACCUGGAUCAUGGGGCAGGUGGUGUGUGACAUUUGGCUGAGCGUGGACAUCACGUGCUGCACUUGUUCCAUCUUGCACCUCUCCGCCAUUGCUUUGGACCGGUACAGAGCGAUCACGGAUGCCGUGGAAUAUGCCCGGAAAAGGACACCUAAGCACGCUGGCAUCAUGAUAGCAGUUGUAUGGAUCAUAUCCAUUUUUAUCUCCAUGCCACCUUUGUUUUGGAGGCACCAGACAACCAGCAGGGAGGACGAAUGCAUCAUCAAACACGACCACAUUGUUUUCACCAUUUACUCCACGUUUGGCGCCUUCUACAUCCCGCUGGCCUUGAUCCUGAUCCUUUACUACAAGAUCUACAAAGCAGCAAAGACAUUUCACAGGAGAAGCGUCAGCCGGAUCGUGAGGGAGGAGGGGGUGAAUGGACAAGUCCUUUUGGACGCAGGUGAAAGAAGCACCAAAUCAGCUUCAAUGCCCAGCACAACAGAGAAAACCUCAGAUCCCCUGGUGAGCUCGGAUAAAAUCAACAUCACCCUACGAAGUCCCAGGUCUGAAUCCAAGCAUGAGAAGUCCUGGAAAAAACAGAGAAUUUCCAGCACGAGAGAGAGAAAGGCAGCAACGACGCUGGGUUUGAUCUUGGGGGCAUUUGUGAUCUGCUGGCUCCCCUUUUUUGUAAAAGAAGUGGUUGUUAAUACCUGUGAAACAUGUCACAUCUCAGAGGACAUGUCUAAUUUCCUAGCAUGGCUGGGAUAUAUAAACUCCCUUAUUAACCCUUUAAUCUACACAAUCUUUAAUGAAGAUUUCAAGAAAGCCUUCCAGAAGCUUGUACGGUGCGGGCAAUACCUUUAAGAGCUUUUGUUCAUAUAAGGAGAACACAGUCAUUGUUUUUUAACCUGUAUAAAUUUAUAUAACUGAGAUGGCAUUUGUUGUAUUUAAGGCAAAGCACCAGGACUCCGCAUUUACGUUAUAAUGACUUUUUUUGUAUAGGUCAUGUUCGGAGCAUUAAUUGCCCAAGUUUUAAAGAGAUGGAUCCUCUGGGAUUGGUUUUGCUCUAGAAAAAGAGGUAGCUCUGAUCCAGUUGAGAUUUGCACAGCUGCCUAGCUUGAAGCAUAAGGUAUUACCUUAAAUAUGAUGGAAAUACACACUUGAAGUAGAUGAAGAAACAAAACUUUCUUAAAAGUAACCCUCAGUCAUCAAUGAAAUGUUAAGUAAAACAACACACACAUUUUAAACCCUACUGAUGCAAGACAGAAAAUACACCAUAGAAUGACAACAUGAUUUUAACAGUCUGGCACAGACCUGCAGCAUAGAGCCAAGCCAUUCACAGCCAAGGGUAGUAGCUUUAAAUAUAUCUACCAACAUCCUAAGUCAGUGAGCUGCAGCCCUGCCUUGUCCCAUAGGUGGACUUCCCUGUGUUACACAGCACCCCAGCAGCAGGCAGGGGGCUCUCAUGGGUUACCAGUUUCCUAGCAAGCCAGUGUUGGGAGCCCUCUGCCAUUGCACACCCACAGCAGAUGUGAGCAUAACCACAAGGGAAACAGCCAAACAUCUGGGGCACCUCCAGUGAGCUGGGUACACAGAGUGCCUGGUGCUCUGAGACAAUGCUUCCAUGGGAAGGGGAGGGUUCAUAAAGAGCAGCUGGUUCUCCUUGUGCAGAUAUUAGGAGGGAAGCUGGAGACAAGGAGACACUCCUUUCUCCAUGCCCUCACACCUGGCCAGGCACAGAGCCUGUGACCUGCAGCACCAAACCAGCCACAGCUCUCACCAGGGCUGAGCACUGCUGACAGAGGGUGGCUUAGUAAGGUUUGAAGAACAGAGGCUGACAGCUCCAGCUCAGCAUGUUCAGCCCUCCAUCCUCAGAAGCCUGAUGCCCCUGAGCUUCUUCUCAACUGUCCCAAGCACCAGGGCUGUGGUGCUUCCUUUCCAAGCAAGUGAGAAAGCACGACAGUGCUGGGAGCAUGGGUCUGUGGAAAAGGCUGUGCAGCACCUUCUGCAGCAGGGGAACAGGGAGUAACCUCAGUGUGCACUGCACGCCCGGGGCUCACUGAGAAGCUCACCUCUAAACUCCUCCUUCCCCCAGAGCAUCCAUCCAUAUCCCCAUUCCCGGCAGAGUUAAAAAGGCACUACAGGAACUCCAGCCCACCCUAACUUAUUUAGUCAAAGAUGACCUCUAUGAACAAAUCCCUUCCAAGGCCUGAAAGAUGGCAGCUUGACCAAUCCUGAUUGACAUGGCUCUGAUGCCAAGCCAUGAAGCUGUUAAGAGCCACACCAAAGCCCAGGUUUUGCACUUUUCAGGACAAACAGAUUCAGGGUGUGUCACUAAGAGCCCAGAUUCAAAUUCUUUGUCAGACAUUCAGUGCUGCCUCACAGGAACAGAGACUUGAAGCUCCUUACAGGGAUUACAAACCCCACUGUCAGCAGCAGCAAUCUCCUGCUAAGGUUAUCCAGUUUGGCACCUGGGCCACCAGCCUAGGGGCACCACAAAGAAACUGAGAAAUGACAGCACCAUGGUCACCUUUAACUGGGGAAAGGUGUCACUGGCCCUUGCAAUUGUUCUUCUAAGAGACUUUCAGUGGUUUGUAUUAGACAAAAAAAGAAAAACACUGGAAAAAAAGUCAACACUGUCAUCUGUCUCUCCCCCUCUCUCUCCUCUGUAUUACAAACUCUGGAGUUUGUAAUAAUUUUUGUAUUUUCCCCACUGGCUACCAGCUGACAUAACAGCUGUCAGAAGGGUUUCCUGCAAGAUAACGAGGUUUGAAACUUGAGAUACUGAACUAAUUUCUGUCACUUUCAACUUACUGUAUUCUGCUUUCACAUCAAGGUCCAAAUGAAAUGCUAUUCAGAAUUAGCAGAAACAGUGUGUUUACUUUGCUGUUGAUUUUAACACAGCCAGGAAUCUAAUGGAAAGCUCACUUGUCAUACCAUGGAGCUCUAGCACAGCUGUGGCACAGCUAAAUUUUGAAGAUACUGGGAUGCGACAGAGUGGAAUUGGCUCAUGCUCAGUGCAAGCCAGCACGUUUUAUUACCAUUGCAGUCAGAGCACAGCCUCUGCAGCCCCCAUGACCUCAGCACUGGCUGCAUUAUGCUGAGAGAAAUAAUUGCUCUCAGCAUCAGCUGUGCUCUGCUGUCUCCAGAAAGAGCCAUGAAUUUUAGCUUUCCAAAAGGAUUAGCAGAUGAGCAGGAGGCAGCACAGAAAGCCCCACAAAAUCGUUCACUCUUGAAGACCUCUGUUUCCCACAUUUCCCGAGUCAUAACCCUGGUUGUCUUGGGGGAAUUCAUUCCUUUCCCCCUGCCUCUCCCUUUAUGGCUGCUGGAGUACAGACUAUAUUGUUUAUCCUCUUACUAGUAAGAUGUUUGACAAUAUCUUGUGAAACCAAAUUGGAAGGAAAAAUAGGGGCUGCUUUUCAGGAGAAAAGAUACUUAAAAUACUCAUUUAAAUAGUAAUGGGUGAAGCUCAAAGAAGGAACCAUAUGUAGAUAAACAGAAAAUAUCUGUCAUUUAUGCACUGUUAACAGUAUUAUACUCUGAAACUAAUUAAGCUGCUAAACAUUUCUCAAGAUGCAGGGUGGUUUCUUUUGUAUCGUUUUCACUGAGCUGUUUCUGCUCACCCUUCAACACAGCGGUGGGAGAGGCAACUACAAGAAAUCUGAUCAAACAAGUGGGAAGUUAUUCCAUUAAAAGCA